AUGUCAACUCUUGCCGCUGAAAACAGAACCUCACAGGACAUUGAUGUGUCGGUAAGACAAUGUCGAAGUUGGCCAUGUUUUGACCAAUUUUUAUGUUGCUGUAUGACUUUCUAAUUUCAGAUAAUCGGCUAUCACUGGGAUCACGUGGAAACCCCGUUCAUUGGCGCGUUAUGGCUUUUGCUGGCAAGCGUCGCGAAGAUUUGUAAGUUUUGGCGGACAGUCAAACAUUUAGGCCAUAUUUUGCUAUGGAACGUCGAAAAGAUAGAGAGAGAGGGCACACAUGGCUGAUGGGGCCGGGUACCCGUUCGAAAAAUUUGCAAAGCCCCUCGAAGCUCCAAACAAAAUUUUUUUUUAAAUUUUACUUUUUUUCCUCGCUUGAAGUUGCCCCUAAAUGUUUUAAUGCUCCGUUAGUGAGCAAUGAGUCUCAAUCUACCUUCACUUACCACUUUUUCAAAGCCUUCUUCAUUCCAACCCAAAAAAAAACCUUUUUUUCUCGGGCACGCAAAACCAUUUGGUCCUCGGCUCGGUCCCAAAAAAGUUGGACUAGCCCUUUCAAAAUUUACAAAGCUCGGCCUGGCACCCCGGCCUGGUUGCCAGAUCAAAUUGUCUUUUCGUCACAAACAGUGGCACAGAGACGCCUUGUUUGAUCGAUGUCUUGGCCAAUUUGUCAGAAACUGUGUUUUUUUUGACAGAGCUGACCAUUUUUCAGGCUAUUCGAUUUUUAGAGUUCUUUCGGCUAGCUAAAACCUUGAAAAAAUUAUUUUAUCACACUGUCGGGAAAAUAAUGAGCACUCUGUCGAAAAUAGUAUCGUCCCCUAGAAAAUGAAUUGUGUCGCGACAAAAUGAAAUUGCUUUUCACUUCAGCGACACAAUCGGUGGCAUUCUGCCCAUUAUUUUCCCGACAUACUGAUGAUACUGAAUGUUUUCAGUAUUCCACGUAAACAAGAGGUUCGGCGAAGCGGUUCCCGACUCGGCCCUGCUCAUCACUGUCGGCCUAAUGCUGGGGAUCAUGUUGAAGUUGUCGCAUGUCGACGAAACCGUCUAUUUCCUCAAUUCCAACGUGUUCUUCCUCUACCUGCUGCCUCCGAUCAUCUUCGACGCGGGCUAUUUUAUGCCCAACCGGCUGUUGUUCGAGAACUUUGGCUCGGUGAUGAUGUUCGCGGUGGUGGGGACCAUCUGGAACACUGUCGCCAUUGGCGGGACAUUGUCAUUGCUCUCCCAAUACACCAAUCUUUUCAAUGUGAACGUCUCGUCCGUGGAGUCGUUCCUCUUUUCCUCGUUGAUCAGCGCCGUGGAUCCGGUGGCUGUGAUCACCGUUUUCGAGGAGAUCCAUGUCAACGCCUUCCUGUUCAUCAACGUCUUUGGCGAGGCCCUCUUCAACGACGGAAUCGCCGCCGUUCUCUUCCAAAUCUUCAACAAAAUGACGACGGUUGGCACCGCCAACCUCAAUGCUCAACAUUUUGCCGUGUUUGGCUCCUCAUUUUUUGCUGUCGCUCUUGGCGGAGCAUUGAUUGGCGUUAUUUUUGCAUUUGUCAUCGCGCUGGCCACGAAAUGCACUCAACGCGUGAGGGUGGUGGGCCCGGUAUUCGUGUUUGUCAUACCGUAUAUCUCGUAUUUGGUGGCCGAGAUGACGGGAUUCUCGGCGAUUUUGGCGUAAGUUUUUUUUGGAUUUUCAUUUUUUUUUAUUUUUUGGAACUUGGAAAAAUUGAGAUUAGAGCCUUAUACGAUGUAUAUAUAAAAUUUUUAUAUUUAUAAAAGCUUGCGGUUUACAGAAACAACCAAGACUUUUAGACCGAAAAUUAGUAAAAAUGUAAAAUUUUUUUUUGCCAAUUUGGGCAUGAGAAGUUUCAUGCUUAUUUCUACUAUAGAGAGUAAUAUUUCCACAAAAAAUCAUUUUUUUCCGCGCGAAACUGGCGAAGAUAUGGCCAAAAAGGGGGGUUUUCUCUGGCCGCUCUCCGCGUUUUGUGUACUCUCUCGCAAAAUUCGUUAAAUAUCUCGGCUGCCACUGCAAAGCGCGAGCUAAAAUUUUCAGUAAUUGAUAUGUGACCUUUCACCAAAUUGUGCGUGAAAUUUAAAGAAAAUCUGAGCCGCACUGCGGGUACCUCCUUCACAAAGUUAAAAUUUUUAAAAUUUUACAAAGGCAUGAUUUUUCAGAAUCUGCUGCUGCGGAAUAGUGAUGAAACAGUAUGUCAAAUGCAAUAUCACACACGACGCCGCAUCCUCCGUGAAAUACUUUGUGAAGCUGAUGGCUCAGUCCAGCGAGACGGUAGUUUUCAUGUUCCUCGGGCUCUCCGCGAUCUCCUCGAAAAGCCGCUGGGACUGGGGUUUCAUUGCGGUGACAUUAAUUGCCUGUUUAGUCUACAGGAUCAUUGGUGAGUAGCCUAUCAUGCAUCUAGCUGGCAGGACAAAAUAACGCUAAAAACUCAUAUUCUAGGCGUCAUUUUGCAAUGCUACAUUCUGAACAAGUUUCGGACCAAAAAGUUCACGUUUGAAGACCAAUUCAUCAUGUCGUAUGGGGGACUUCGAGGAGCGAUUGCGUUCGGAUUGCUCAGUUCUAUUCCCGAAACUGUGGAUCAGGAAGUUCGUGCGGUUUUCACGACAACGACCAUUGUUGUGAUUUGUUUUACCGUGUUUCUGCAGGUGGGUAAAACUUUAAGGGCCUUUAAACACCGUGGUGAAAUCUCUUAGAAGACCUCAAAAAUAUUUUUCUAGGGCAGCACCAUCCGCCCCCUGCUUCAUCUUCUCAAAAUUGAGCGACAAAAGAAGGACGAUGAGAUGAUGUUCAGGAAGAUCUAUCAACGCGUAAGUCAACGUUUCUCCUUGUUCUUAAACCUGCGGAAAUUACAGUACAUUGACUACAUGAUGGCCGGCUUGGAAGACAUUGUGGCAUCGCGUGGAGCGCACUCAGUCCGGGAUUGGUUCGAACGCAUCAACGCGAUGUACUUGAAGCCCGUUUUGACCAUCGAAAACAAGCAAGAGUUCGAUGCGACGCCGUUUGUGAGGAUGUUCGCCAAAGACGCCAUGCUCAGAGCCGCCGAAAUGGUCGACAGAAAAGAGUCUUUCAAGGCGAAGAAGAUCAGUCAGCCAAGGUUUGCGAUGGCCAAGAUUCAGCCGGCGGAAGGGAGUGCGGUGCCGAAAAUUCAAAGGGCGGAUACUGUAACUUCGGAGGCCGAAAGUGUAAGAUUUUUCGAGUCAGGACGUUUCGGGUUGAUGACAGUUGGAGUAAACGUAAAAUCGAGAGAUAUAUAGGGAGAGUAGGACAGGCGUAGACCCAAAAAAAGGCUGUAGAAGGUGCCUAAAAGUCUGGCAAAGCUGUUGGAUGGUCGGCGGACGCUCGGCGAGGGCUCGGCGGAGACUUGGCGAAGACUUCCAAUAUGUAUACUUUUACUAAUUUUAGCUACUAUCGAUAGAGUAAGAAUAUUGCACAUAGAGAGUCAUAAUAGUAAAUCCAAGACCUUCUGAAGGGUCCGGAAGAGUUUUGAGGGCCUCAGAAAAGUCUGGGCGGCUCCAAAAGAGUUUUCAAAGCUCCGCAAAACUUUUACCUGGUCGUCAAAUCCUUUUGAGAGCUCCGCAAGUCGGUAAAGUAAGAAUAUUGCACAUAGGAUCGAAGCAAGGUCAUAAAUGUCUGAUAUGAGUAAAUACCAAGGUUAGUUUUUUUUUAUCAUGAGUUAUUGCAACGAAUAAAAGACCAAAAUUUGAGGCAAAAAAACGAAGAUCUGUAACUUUUAUCUAGAAAUUAUUGAUGUAGUACAUGUAAAAUACCGCAAAAUAGGCGAUGCGCUACCCUAGGAUCCUAUCAAUCUUAUUAUUUCUACUAACUAAGAAUUCUCCUAGCCUCUCCCAUGCAAAGAAUGACGAACCGAGGCGUAUCGUUGACCCGAACUGUCGCUGCCCCAAAAAGUCACAGCACCAGAUUCUUUUUGUAAAAUACGGUCUAAUUUUUUCCAGGUAAUCUCCCUGUCAACGGAGCAGAUGAACCAGCUGCAUCAAAUGAUGAGCGAUUUACUCGACGAAAAGCUAAAGGCGUUCCCGCUGUUCGUGGCCAAAAUGGACGACAUCAAAGACGAUUACUUGUCGAUAAUCAACGACAGUGUUGGGAAGAAGGAUGAAGAACGCGAGGUGAAAGAAGCCCUCACUCCGAAGUUGAGCUCAGACGAUGCGUUGGUGUGA
This is a messenger RNA of Bursaphelenchus xylophilus (pine wood nematode), 4170 nucleotides long. Lineage: Eukaryota; Metazoa; Nematoda; Chromadorea; Rhabditida; Aphelenchoididae. The record is from the annotation of a GenBank genome assembly.